AUGACGAUGCCACCGCAGUCCAGCAUUGCUACACAGAACCCUGACUUGGCAGCUCCCAAGCUCACCCGCGACAUCACUGCGCGGAACAAUUCCACCUGGAAAUUCUUGCAAGAGGAAGAUAGGAUAUCACAAAAGGACAUGUCCGACAGUCUCAAGUCUCCUACACAGAAUAUGACACAUUCUCCUGAUGCAGUCGAGCCGGGUGCACGGAGGGCUCCUAGACCAACGGGAAGUCACAAAGGUCCGCCUGUCGGGACUAAACCCAUGAAACUUCGAAGCAACGUCAGUCGGGGAGAUACAUAUGGCGGAAAUUACAGAGGUCUUUCGAAUUACACUCCGUCAACCGGUUCCUCCCAGCUGGCUAGCUUACCAAACGAACGGAAGCCUCCAUCAAGCCGCUUGGAAUGGGACCAAUCGCUACAACCCCCACCAUCUGACUUCCGCUCUUCUUCUGGAACCUCAAGAUACACCAGGCCUUCUAUGGAGGAGGACCGGUCUUCGAACCGUUCGUGGACACCAAGUCUUAUGUCGACGUCGGGGCGUUCGCGCACCAGCAGCGUAGGCACUGUCGACAGAAACGUGCGUAUAAAUGAGAACGAGCUUGCCGACGCAAUUAUCGCCUCAUCACUUGCUUCUAAGAAUAUCAAACCAAGAAGGGGGACAACACCACCUCCAGUCCCACCACAUCGUCGAAGAAAAGUCCGGUCAUUACUUGGCCCGUUUCAUACGUCACAUCGAGAGCACCCCAGGCCACCCAGUCCUCGUAGAGGUAUGCCACUAACUCUCCGUAAUCGUGAACCACCAGAGGCCCACAAACAGGAGAAAUCAGAGGGCGAUCAUGGACACAAAAUGCAUAUUAUCCACAAGCAUCCGCACAAGCAUCAUGAGGGUGACCGCAAAAGGUGGAGGAGUGAGGUUACCGAACAAGAACGAAGAAGAUACGAAGGCGUCUGGGCUGCGAACAAAGGCCUGCUUAUCCCCAUAGACGAGCUCAAUGAGCUAGCCGCUGAGCAAGGUUCUGUGGAGGAGAAUGGUUCAUCAAAAUACCCUCCUGAUCCAUCCGAGAUGGUUCUUAACCUCGUGGUCCGAGAUAUUUGGAGCCGUAGCGGCUUGCCUCGAGAAAUAUUGGAAAAGAUCUGGGAUCUGGUAGACGGACAAGGCAUCGGCUUACUGAGAAGGGAAGAGUUUGUUGUUGGGAUGUGGUUAAUAGACCAGCAACUGAAGGGACGCAAACUACCCGCUAGGGUCCCGCAGAGCGUUUGGGACAGUGUAAGGCACAGCCCGGGCAUCAAGGUCCCCCUGAAGUGA
Messenger RNA from Monascus purpureus, 1308 nucleotides. The record is from the annotation of a GenBank genome assembly. Lineage: Eukaryota; Fungi; Ascomycota; Eurotiomycetes; Eurotiales; Aspergillaceae.